Molecule: messenger RNA, 4756 nt
Organism: Conger conger (European conger)
Lineage: Eukaryota; Metazoa; Chordata; Actinopteri; Anguilliformes; Congridae
Product: E3 ubiquitin-protein ligase RNF43
Exons: 10
Coding region: 1592-3940 (782 amino acids)
Biological process (GO): ubiquitin-dependent protein catabolic process; Wnt receptor catabolic process
Molecular function (GO): ubiquitin protein ligase activity; frizzled binding
Source: RefSeq, a predicted model, not a curated record
CCCAGGGGAAGGAGGCUAACGAAACUGGCAACGAGACUUUGCAAAUGUACAGCGUUUCUUCCUCACGUAUUUUACAUCUGGAUAUUUCCAAGAUUCACUUUGAAGUACUUUUACUUUCUUGCUGAUUGCAAACAAUUUUUAAUCUGCCUCUGAAAACCCACAGAAGUUUGGUACGUUUUCUGCAGUUUUUACGCCAGCGCGAAAGGAUUUCGUUUCUGAAAUUAGCUAAUUUAACCUCCCGGGAAACCUGAGGAAAUAAUCACCGUGGAAGUGACACAAAACAGCGAACACGUUUUAGACGCAGAGGAAAUAUUAGCUAUCAACCGCCAUGUGGAUACUUUGGGCACAGAAAAUACACGUGAUUUUAAAUUUGCUUGAAUUGAACUUGACUUGCUAGCUAACUCAUUACUUGGCUAUCGAUAGCCAGCUAACCAUUGCAACGGAUCCGUGAGUUAAACAUUUCAGUACCUCGCCAGCUAGAAACAAAUAGUUAGCAAACUUUUUUCAGAUAUUUUUCUCAAGAGCUAUUUCUGUCGGCGUACUGUUACAAAAGGGCACAUGCAACGGGUUGUUUCCAAUGAUAUUUUUGCUUUUUACAUUUCAUCAGAGAAUGUAAUCUUUUAGCUACAGGUUCAGCAUGAUGGUCUAUUCCAGUGGUGCUUACAAGUGACGAACGCUCGCCUUUCAAAGUUUUGGAAAUGUUCUGUGAAGUUUUCCCCAUUUCUAUUUGCUUUUAGAAACGGGGCUGCAUUUGAAGGAUUUUCUUGCACUUUAAAAAAAAAAUCUGAUGUAUAUCUCUGCGAUACUCUACUAUUUCAAUUAUACGUCCGCUUUUUUAUUUGGAGUCGAGCAUGGAUUACAUGGAAUACGUUUGAUCUAAUUAGCCAUUUCUGCGACUGUUUAUCGGGAGUUUAACCGAAGAGUUCUUGGCAAGAAAAGUUAAACCUGUCCUGUUUCUAGACAUAUACUGCCUGGAUACCCCAACGACUAAGAAAGAACGCAAUGUCAAUCUGCAGCUCAAAAAUGUGGACCGAGAUUGUUGUGGUUCCAGCCAACCGGAGUACGUGUCAGUGCGGAGUAUAAAUCAAUGCACACGUUCUGCAAGCUUCAUAACUAGAGUACAAAGCUUGUUUUGACGUUAUUUAAAAUAUGCAAUCACUGUUUUGAGUUUUAUUGGGCAACAAUCAUCCGUAGUAUAAGAUUUUUUCCCCUGUUUUUAGUAAACUAUUUUUUUCCAUCCCACGCAUUAUUUUUAUAUAUGCGUAUUGCCUUUUGUUGCUAACGGCUUCUUUUUUCAUAGCAGCAAAGAUGUCAAAUUUUUGUAUCUUUUUUCUGAAUAAGCUGUCUGUGGAGAGAACUUUCAAACUGGAGUUGCACCAGGAGUCCUUAAACCAUGUAUAAUCGAAGAUUUUAACACGGUCCACGUGCAACGCAAAUUUGGAUGUAACACUUUGCGUAUUAUUUUACAGGUUGUAGUACACUUUAAAGGAUAAAUACAUCGGGAGUUUUUUUCCGGUCUGACUUAACGGUGUAGGCUGACAGCUUUGCAGUGCACGAUGUGCGGCUGGGGCCCACCGCUGCAGCCGGUGCAAUGACCGUUUCUCAGCGGCGAUUGGCCGGGCUCUGGCCUUGGCUGCUAAUGGCGGCCCUGCAGGUGGUGUUCGGCCAGACGGGCCUGGAGUUGGCAGCCGCCGUGGAGUCGGAGCGAUCGGCACCCAAAGCUGUCAUCAAGGUGACACUUCUGAAACAAGAAACGGGGAAGCCUAUUACUCUAGAAGGAGUGUUCGCCGGAGCCAGUCUGAGAGGUUCUGCAGAGGGAAAAUUGAUGCAGUCCCACCCACUGUCCCUGUGCAACACGAGCGAGGAUGAGCGGCAGGAGAAGGUCUUCAUCAGCAUCGUCAAGCUGGAGAGCCCCGAGCGCAACGUUCCCCAGUGCCUUCCGCUGCUGGACCAGGCUCGGCUGGCACUGAAGAGGGGGGCUCAAGCUGUCAUCUUCGACGUCUCCGACAAUGCCGCUGCUGCACAGGAGCUGCAGGCUGCUGAGGACCUGCCCAAGCCCGUGGUCCUGGUCCAGGCCAAGGCCGCCAUGGUUCUCAUGGAGCUGGUCAACAGGAACGAGGGGGCCAGGGUCCACAUCGAUGUCAUGGUGGAGCCACAGUGGCCCCACUAUGAUGUCACCAUCCUGCUCACUGUGGUCCUGGCUGUGCUGGCCAUCAUCAUGAUCUUCGCCUUCCGCUACCGCUGCAAGUCAAACAGGACCUGGGACACCGUGCACCAGCAGACCAUGCGUGCGAUCGGACGCUUGGAGACACGCACCUACGCCUCCCCGGGGUGCUCCGGGAGCCAGCGGCAGAGGGGGGGGAGAGAUUCCGGAAGCAGCUCCGUCUCCGCGCCCAUGUGCGCCAUCUGCCUGGAGGAGUUCACGGACGGACAGGACCUGCGGAUCAUUUCAUGUGCUCACGAGUUCCACAAGGAGUGUGUGGACCCAUGGCUUCUGCAGCACCGCACCUGCCCCCUCUGCAUGUACAACAUCAUGGGAACCGAGAUGGCCGCCCGACAGCCCCCGCGAAGCAGAGCCGGUCCGAACGCGGAACACAGCCAGGGCUUCUUACGCCCCCACCACUACCCCGGACACCACGUGUUCCAGCAGCCCCCCGUGCCCUUCCCCCUGCGGCACCAUUACUCACGGGCCCCCGCCACCGGGCCCUUCCCCCCGCUCGCCCAUUUCGCCAGCCCCCCGCCCAUGGACUCCCGGGCCCUCCACUGCCUUCCCAGCAGGCCCUUCGGGUCGGGCCCCACCCGCUGCAGCCACCACCUCCCUGAGGGGCACCUGAGCCGGCCCCACAGGACUACUGCCACCAACUGCCGUCCGGGCGGUCACCUGGGGCCCCACUACUCCUCCCGCCGGCCCUGCCACGGGUACCGGCCGGGCUGCCCUGCCCCUCGCGCCGCGUCCAACUCUCGGCUGAACGCGGGGGCCAGCGCGGGGCGCCCGGCGGGGCACGGCCGGCAGGACGAGGGCAGCUGCUCCGGGGGAAGCUACCGCACGGAGCGCAGCGGCUACUUCCCUGACGGCCCGGCCAGCGACUCCAGCUCGGGCCCCUGUCAUGGCUCGUCCAGCGACUCGGUGCUCAACUUCACCGACGUCAGCCUGCAGGGCGUGUACGGCAGCUGGUCCACCUUCCGGAGCUCGCUCAGCAGCGACUACGACCCCCUGGUGUACUACGGGCCGGGGCCGGGGCUGGGCCAGGGGGACGGCCUGGAGCCCGGCUCCAGACCGCGCUCGCUGGACUCCGUGGUGAACCGCAGCUACCCGGAGGAGCAGGUGUUCAACCACGUGCAUUACCACCGGCACCGGCACCACCACUACGAGGAGGGCCACCACAGCCAGGGCCCCGACAGGGGCUCGGACGAGGAUCAGGGGGCCGAAGGCGGCUCCUCCCCGCCCUGCCUGUACCCAAAAUCCAAUCCACCAGACAGGCUGCCUCACCGAAGGGGGGAGGAGCCCGAGCACGAACUCACGGACCCUCCCGGCGUCGCCCACCACCACCGGCGGAAAAAAAGCGGAUGUCUACUCGACACCCCCGCCGUGCGCUUCCACCAGAGCCUGGACCUGCAGGAGGACUGCAGCAUACACAUCCACUACGGCCAGGGGGCGGCCUACUGCUGCUCCCCGCCCGACAUCCCCCCGCUGCUGCCUGUGCCCCUCAUUCUGGACUCAGGGGCCAUGGGCGACUGGCCCUGCUGCGGGGCGCAUGUGGUGUGGCAGAAAAGGGUCCAGCAGGCCCACUCGGACCCCCAGUUACAGGGGCCCCGGACCCCCCCGGACAGGCCGCUUUGUAGGGGCCACCAGCCAGGGGCCGAGCUCACUACAGACAUUUGCUUAUACUGCCAAACUUUACACAACAAUCAGGGAUCAGAAGAGGAGUCUGGUGUGUGAGUACACACAGUUGUGUCCCCAUCUCACGCUGCUAAACGGAGCCACAGUGGACAAGCCCCUGUCUCUCUACGGUCUUUCACAAGUCUUCUGCAAAAUUCCACACUGCCGCUGUGUUCAACGCUCUCUGAAGCCACUCCCAGUUCCCUGUACACUUCAGAUUUUUAAGCAAAACGCAUUGCCAACUAUGCUCAUCUCUUCUGUAGCAAUUAGUGAUUAUAAAGAGUGAUUAUGAGUCAACAUGAUGUUCGGUAGUUUUAAACCAUGUGAAUAGUGGUGCACUUAAAUUGAGAAGAGGAUGAGGAAUUGGGGGGGUGGGAGGAUACAACUUGACAUCAUACUUAACAUUCUUAUACAAUUUAUGGACCGCAGGUGACAUUGAAAAGGAAAUACUAUCACAGAGUUUAUUGUACUAAUUCCUUUAUAAUCAUAUUGAAUUGCCAUAGAAAAUAUUUUAAAAUUCAUUUCAGGAAAUGUUACAUUUGAAUUUGACAUAUUCCAUAUCAGUAGGUGUAAACCAUAUUGAGGUUUCUAGCGUGUUUGCUCAGAUGUGUACUUGAUUUAAAAACAAUGGGAAGAAAAUGAGGGGGAAUGGGAGAAUGGGAGAAACUUUCAAAUUACAGUAUGAAUUCAGCUUAUGCAUUAAGAUGCUUUUCAGUGAUGACCUGAUUGACCUCUGCCAAUUUUUUUCUGCCCCAAUUUCUCUCGUUUUCUGGGGGAAAAAACCAACACCAGUAUAGCUCACAGCCAUGUAACCAAGAAUAUCAUGUCAUCUGGGAUCAGCUGCUAAUGUCUAUUUCAGUAGCGCUCUCUCUCUCU